This is a messenger RNA of Candidozyma auris, 2976 nucleotides long. RefSeq lists its product as uncharacterized. Gene Ontology annotation, cellular component: COPII vesicle coat; endoplasmic reticulum exit site. The transcript has a single exon. Bases 1 to 2976 code for a protein of 991 amino acids. Gene Ontology annotation, biological process: COPII-coated vesicle cargo loading; intracellular protein transport; endoplasmic reticulum to Golgi vesicle-mediated transport. Lineage: Eukaryota; Fungi; Ascomycota; Pichiomycetes; Serinales; Metschnikowiaceae. Gene Ontology annotation, molecular function: SNARE binding; zinc ion binding. The record is from RefSeq and is a predicted model, not a curated record.
AUGGCCACGCCCGAGGAACUUGCAUCUGAAAUCCAAAAUGUCUCACUAGACGGCAAAAAAAAGAAAAGACCCCAAAGGGCAUUCUUCGAUGUGAAUCAAGUGAAUCAACAAGCACAAGCAUCUUUUGCGCCAGUAGCUCCUCCACCACCACAAUUCGAAGGACAUGAUGAAUUUGCGACCCAGCAGUCUCAGCGGUACCCUGCCCAUGCUUUUCAGCAACAACAGCAGCAGCAGCAGCAGCAGCAGCAGCACUUCGACAAUUCAGCCCAGUUUGGGCCAAACACCAUCACCCCUGCUCAGCCAAGAACCGAGUACCUGAACAUGUUGAACGCCAAUGAGCCACUACAUGAAACACAGUUCGAUGUUCUGGGAACUCCUCAUACUCCAAGUUCUGACUCCCCUUUGUCUCUAUGCAAAGCUCGUCAUGAUCACGAAACUGAGUACACCACUUUGCUAUACGACCAAGAAGGCAAUUGCAUUGGUACUAAGCCCUUCCUUUCGUUUGAAAACGUUGUCCCUCCAUUUGCUGGAACACAAUACUUUGCUGUGGAUCAGUCUACAGCUACGCCGAAGCAUAUGCGCUCCACCUUCUACAAUGUUCCUGAGCUGGAGCAAUUACGGAAGGCUACGAGACUACCCAUGGCAGUGACCAUCCGUCCUUUUGCUCCGCAGCUAACCUCGGAAGAGCCCAUUCCAACAGUGGACAUGUCUCGUUUGGGGCAGGAACUGGGUGUGGAUCCCGAGGAUAUCGGCCCUCCUCGUUGUCGAAGAUGUAGAACAUAUAUUAACCCUUUUAUGGUGCACAACAUCCAAGGCAGGUUUGUGUGCAAUAUAUGUCAGUUCCCCAACAACUUGUUGCCGCAUGAAUAUGUUGCUCCAGUCGAUCUGUACGGACAGCGAGUCGACAGAGGUCACAGACCAGAGUUGCGUCUCGGUGUCUACGAUCUCAUAGUACCGGACUACUACAACGUUGGCGGUGCCGAAAAAACGCCCGAGCCAUUGCAUCAUGUCUUCUUGGUCGAUAUCUGCCAGCAUAGCAUAAAUAAGCAGUUGAAUAUGUUGGUUGCUGACGCUAUUCGUGCAACCCUCUUUGACUACGACGAACAGAGUGCUGGUCAGGAACGCCGCCCACAGAAGUUUGCCAUCAUUAUGUUCGACAAAGCCACCCAUUUCUUCAACUUGUCUCCAUCGUUAGAGGCUACUCAUAUUUAUAUCUCCGGUGAUUUGGAUGAUCCAUUUGUGCCGUUUUAUGAUGGCCUAUUCGCUGAUCCUGAAGAAAGUGGGAUGGUUAUUGAAGAUGCCCUCCACAACUUAGAGUCUUUAGGUUCAGGCAAAACUCUCCACGACCCAGAGCCUUGCUUUGCUGUCGCUCUUAGAGCUGCUGCUAUGGCUCUUGAUGCAGUUGGAGGAGGUAAGAUCAUUGCAAUCUUAUCUACUUUACCAUCCUGGGGACCUGGUGGGUCAAAAUUGAAGCUGAACAACACUGUCGGUAGAAACCCAACCGCAGAUGUUGAGAAAAGACUCUAUUCAGUUGACAAUGAAUAUUAUAAGCUUUUGGCCAAGGACAUGAUAGCACAAAAUGUUGGUUUAGAUGUUUUUGCGGUGUCUCAGACUCCUGUCGAUGUCUCGAAUAUCGGCUGGUUAGCGUCGGUGACAGGCGGUAAAAUGGUAAAAUGGAGUGAGUUCGAUUUUGAGAGAGAUAGUCGUGCACUUACAGCCCAGAUUGUUCGGUCUGUUGAAUCAUCACGAGGCUAUCAGGGUCAGCUUAAGCUCCGUUGCUCGAAUGGCCUUCAAGUUGCUCAGUACUAUGGCUUUCCCAGUUCCGAAGGAGGUAUCAUCGGUCUAGUCAACUCCACACUGGAUCCUAUCAUUCCCAUUCUCAAUGAAGAUCAGACCUUUACCAUACUUCUUGAGUAUGAUGGAACAUUGAAUACCAAAUAUGAUUGUCAUUUGCAGGCAGCUUUGCUAUACACCGAUCCUCAAGGUGUUAGAAAGGUUCGUGUCAUGAAUCUAGUGUGUGCUGUGAGUGAACGUCUCGAGGACGUGUUCAAUUUUGUGGAUCAGGAUGGUGUUGUUGCUGCCCUUGUCAGAGAUACAUUAUCCUUUGUUGGUAAAGAGCUGAUUGUCGAAUUGAGAAGCUCCAUUAGUAGUAAGCUUGUCGAUGUGUACGCCCAGUACAGGAGAAUGGAGGAAACUAGUCAUAACAGUUCCCGUUCGCUAACCAACAAGCUCAUCUUUCCUGACUCGUUAAGACAUAUGCCUUUAUUUAUUAUGGCCCUUACCAAAUCAAAGGCUCUCCGGGACUCAUCAAAAUCUGAUAUCGAUGAACGCUUGGUCGAUGUUUACAGUAUGUUGAACAUGCCUUUGGAUAGACUUGUAUAUCAUCUCUAUCCAGCGUUGGCAGAGUUGCACUCUUUUACAGAUGAUGAUUGUAUGCCUAUUGAGGCAGGAGAGAAGGAUUCUUUCAUUAAAUUGCCUGAGUUUUUGCCAUUAACGGCACAGUCUUUGGCUCCAAGUGCCUACAUUCUUUGUGAUGGUACCACGGUAUACGUAAGAGUUCACCCCGAAACAAACGCACAGCUUUUGGCAGAUUUGUUUGGUGAUCAUAUAAAAGGAGUUAAUGAUCUCGAUCUCAAGAUGGAUUCUUUGCCAGAGCUUCCCACUCAUAUAUCAGAGCAAGCUCGAAAUCUCGUGCAAUUUUUUCAAAAAAAUAUUAUCGGCACUUCCUCCAUUGGGCACUUUGCCAUUCAGUUGGUUGUGGAUGGCGUAGGAGGGCCAAUCCCGCAAUUCUAUGAGGCGCUUAUCGAGGACCUGCUUCCAGCUAAGAUUGCAAGUGCUUCCACUAAUUACGCUAACUUCCUCACAUCAUUGCAUAAAGCAGUUACAGUAAAGGUCGAUUCUGAAAAAGCAGCCAAGAAAAACGACCGCCACGCGCUUAGCGAUACCAGCACUUUCACUCUGUUGCUUCAUUUUUGA